AUGAAGCAUCUUGUGGCAUUAUCAGAAAUAAAACCAGAAAUAAUUGCUACAGAUCCUCAAAAAGAGCGUGAAAGAAAAUUGGAGUGGGAAAAUAGAACUACAAACGAUCACAGUUUUGGAGGAUCAAAGGAGACGUUACCGAGGCGUGAGGUAGCAUCCUUGGGAAAAUUUGCAGCAGAGAUUCGUGAUCCUAACCUGAAAGAGGCUCUUGCAUGGCUUGAGACAUUUGACACGGCAGUGGAGGCAGCGAAAGCUUACAAGAGGGUGGCAUUUAAACUUAGAGGAAGCAAAGCGAUACUGAAUUUCCCGCUUGACGCUGGCCUUUCCAACCCCUCUUCCGGAAUAUGA
Olea europaea var. sylvestris is the source of this 348-nucleotide messenger RNA. RefSeq names its product ethylene-responsive transcription factor 5-like. The record is from RefSeq and is a predicted model, not a curated record. Gene Ontology annotation, molecular function: DNA binding; DNA-binding transcription factor activity. Gene Ontology annotation, biological process: regulation of DNA-templated transcription; ethylene-activated signaling pathway. NCBI's taxonomy places the organism in Eukaryota, Viridiplantae, Streptophyta, Magnoliopsida, Lamiales, Oleaceae. Bases 1 to 348 code for a protein of 115 amino acids. The transcript is spliced from 2 exons.